Fraxinus pennsylvanica is the source of this 357-nucleotide messenger RNA. NCBI's taxonomy places the organism in Eukaryota, Viridiplantae, Streptophyta, Magnoliopsida, Lamiales, Oleaceae. The record is from the annotation of a GenBank genome assembly.
AUGGCAAAAGGAGGCAAACUCACCAAGCUCAAGUCUAUGCUAAAGAAAAUGCAAUCUUUCAAGCUCAGCCGCGCCAAUGACACCUCCAUCAACAAUUUCUUAGAUGAUGAUGAAACCGCCGCCGGAAAAGAACUCCACCCCGUCUAUGUCGGCAAGUCACGGAGGCUCUAUCUCAUCACCGCCAACGUCAUGGACAAUCCGCUCUUCCGGGAGCUGGCGGAGCGGUCCGGAGCCACUGACGACUCGAUCACGGUCGGGUGUGAAGUUGUGCUUUUCGAGCAUUUGCUUUGGAUGCUGGAAAAUGCUGAUCCUCAGCCUGAAGCCUUAGACGAGCUUGUCGAGUUUUAUUCAUGUUAA